This is a messenger RNA of Mycotypha africana, 1140 nucleotides long. RefSeq names its product peptidase M24, structural domain-containing protein. Gene Ontology annotation, molecular function: metalloaminopeptidase activity. Gene Ontology annotation, biological process: proteolysis. NCBI's taxonomy places the organism in Eukaryota, Fungi, Mucoromycota, Mucoromycetes, Mucorales, Mycotyphaceae. The record is from RefSeq and is a predicted model, not a curated record. The annotation marks the transcript as partial. The transcript is spliced from 2 exons.
AAGAAGAAGAAGAAAAACAAGAAGAAGAAGAAAAGUGGUCCUAAAACACAAACUGAACCACCCACUGUUCCUCUAUCUAAAAUAUAUACAAACAAAGUCUAUCCUGUCGGUGAAUGCCAUGACUAUAUCAACGAAAAUACUUGGAGAACUACCAGUGAAGAAAAGCGUGCUGAAGAAAGACUUAGAGAAAGUGACUACAACGAUCUUCGUAGAGCUGCGGAAGUUCAUCGUCAAGUUCGUCAAUAUGCUAGGAAACACAUAAAGCCCGGCAUGACUACCACUGAAAUUGCAGAAAUGAUUGAAAACGCCACUCGUGCUCUGGUGGAGGAAAACGGUAUGGAAGCUGGUAUUGGUUUCCCUACUGGUUUAUCUAUCAACCAUUGUGCUGCCCACUAUACACCUAACGCUGGUGAUAAAACCGUCUUACAAUAUGACGAUGUCAUGAAAGUUGAUUUCGGCGUUCAUGUCAAUGGUCGUAUUAUUGACUCUGCAUUCACCAUGCAUUUCAACCCAAAGUUCGACAAGUUAAUAGAAGCUGCAAAUGAAGCUACUUAUGCCGGUAUUAAAGAAGCCGGUAUUGAUGUUAGAUUGUGUGAUAUUGGUGCUGCUGUACACGAAGUCUAUGAUUCUUACGAAAUCGAAUUGGAUGGUAAAACCUAUGAUAUUAAACCUAUCCGUAAUUUGAAUGGUCAUUCAAUCGAACCAUAUCGUGUUCAUGCUGGUAAGACAAUACCUAUCGUCAGAGACUCCGGCGAUGAAACCAAGUUAGAGGAAGGCGAACAAAUUGCUAUUGAAACUUUCUGCUCAACUGGUCGCGGUUAUGUUAUUGAAGAUGGCGAAUGCUCUCAUUACUCAAAGAACGCAGAUGCAGGAUUCGUGCCUUUGCGUUUAGCAAGAGCUAAGAGUUUAUUAGCUACCAUCAAUAAGUCUUUUGGCACUUUGCCCUUCUGUAGACGUUAUUUGGAUCGUUUAGGUGAAGAGAAGUAUUUAAUGGGCUUGAGAAAUUUAGUAGAUGCAGGCGUCGUCACUGCUUAUCCGCCACUCGUUGAUACGAAGGGUAGUUACAGUGCUCAAUUGGAGCAUACUAUUUUAUUAAGACCCACCUGUAAGGAAAUUGUUUCCAAGGGUGACGAUUAUUAA